Messenger RNA from Ilex paraguariensis (yerba mate), 1010 nucleotides. Lineage: Eukaryota; Viridiplantae; Streptophyta; Magnoliopsida; Aquifoliales; Aquifoliaceae. The record is from the annotation of a GenBank genome assembly.
CGUCGUAUAGGAACUGUUCUCCAUACUUUCCAAGUUUCCGGUAAGAUAGAGCAAGAGAGCAGAUUCUACAUCUAGGGAGUAGGGAUUCUCUAUACUUUAAGCACUAUACGAGGUCGUAUAGGAACUGUUCUCUCGCUCUCUCUCUGACUGUGCAAGUUUGUUUCCUGUUUCAGUUAUGUAGAUUGAUUGUGUCUUGAUGGUGUUAUUAUGAAGAAAGUCCAUUUGUGGGAAGCUCACAUAAAACCUUGCUUCUGUUCUUGUCUUCUGGGAAAUCCAUUUUGUUUGAUACCCUCUAUUUGAUAAUCUGAAUGGCGCACACCCUGAGUUUGAUUUCUACGUGCCUGCUCAAAUUUGGGUCAAUUUCUGGAACCAAGACUAUGCAUGGCCAUGGAAAGUGGAGGACAUUUGUUUCAAGAUCUUCGUCUGGUGAACUAUUGAGUAUCCGAGCUGUGCAAGAGAAUGAAGGGCCUCGACGACUGGUUGACAUUGUUCGAAUUGUUCCAGAAAUCACAAGGAACUACUUCAGAAGUCGUCCUCGGAGGGCACUUUUUGGGGGUAUAUCCUUAUUGGGUGGCUUUUAUGUGGCACAGACUAUCUCCCUCUCAUUUGGAGCUUUGGGAGUCAAUGAUGUAAUUGCAGCGGUAUUGUGUGUUCUCCUUACAGAGUACGCAACUAGGUUCUAUUACAGCCGGCCAAAGGUGACUUUCCCCCUUGCUCUCCUGAACAACUUCAAGAUGGGUUUCACUUAUGGUCUCUUCAUUGAUGCUUUCAAACUUGCCAAAUUUGGUAUUAGAAAUGCUAUCUCUGCUCUACGAGUAUAUUGUGCUGAAGAAACAUACCCCCUUCGGAACCAUUCAUGUUGUUGCCUGUGGAUCAUUCACCCUCUUGUUAUUUCUCCAUUUGAUAACUUCCUCAAUAUAUCACUUGUAGAUGAAAUUUUCCAAGGAAUUGGUCAGGUGUUUUCUCUGAAACUUGCUCUAAUUGGAACUGGACUCCUACUGAGUAUCUGA